Messenger RNA from Stegodyphus dumicola, 5578 nucleotides. RefSeq lists its product as uncharacterized. Lineage: Eukaryota; Metazoa; Arthropoda; Arachnida; Araneae; Eresidae. The record is from RefSeq and is a predicted model, not a curated record.
AUUUUGAAAAUUAUCGUUCAUAGCCUGCAAGUGGAAUCGUGAAACUGUUGAGAACAUGAUUUAUUUUGGGCAAUGACUUCAAAGCAAAAUAAAAAGCGGAAAAUAAUAAUAAUAUCUGCCUAAAUGUUGAUAUCAGGAAUUUCCAACGUAGUUUACGUAAAUAUAGUAAGUCAACACCGUAACCUUCACUAUUAUUGAUUCCCGUCAAGGCCAUUUCUGAGAUGGUAUCGUCCGUGUGAGAGAGUGUGGUCUUCAGAUUCCCCUGGCUACAAUCUGUGUACAAGAGCUCUCUUUUUUCUCUCGCUGAGACGUCGAAGUGGUUUAACUAGCCGAUUACGUCGCAGACCUUGAAGAUUGCCGAUAAAUUUUUUGGUAACACUGAAAACAUGCCGACUGAUGAUUCUACAUCCUCAUCUAGUAGUAAUGAGUCUCCACAAGAAAGUAAUUCUGGAUUCCAGGUUUCUUUGAUUGGUGGUCACAACAUUUGGGAGUGGAUUUUUCUUGUGGUGGCCACAUGCAAUGUUGCUCUGUUGCUUGCUUCAUCAGGAGUUGCAGUAGUACAAUGUGAUCUUCAACGUAGUCUCCUGUCUCCAGAAUUUACGACAGAAGUUAUCGUCAUUCUUGUUUCAAUUAUUGCACUUUCUUUUGCUAUAUAUGGAGUUCAUGAAGAACACCAGUUUGAUAUCUAUCUUCAUGCAGUUUUCAUUACCAUUGCUGAUGCUUUCAGUUAUCUGGUUGCAGAAAAGAUUAACUGUUACCAUUGUUUCAAAUUUGUAUGUUUUUUUGUUGCUAUUGGAUUGACAGUUGUAAAUUAUUUCAUGAUCUUCAAAGCAACUACUGCCACAGACUGGACUGAAUUUCGAAUAAUUGGAGCAUCGGAGUCCCUUGCAGUUAUGUACAAGAAGCAAUGUGCAUUUUUAGCUUUACUGAAGUUUGAUGCUUUAUUUGUGGUUAUAUGUGCUAUAUACAGUUUUCCUAUUACUUUGGAUUUUCCAAACAAGAAUAACCUCUACCUCCUUCUUAGUUUAAUUAUCAUGUAUUCAUUUAUGAGUUGGUGCUGCGGCAAAGUUACAGUCUGCAAAGAGGACAAAUACUUAGCAUCUGGUUUUGUAGUCCUGUGCAUAACAUAUCCAUGCUUGGUAAUUUAUCAGAUGUAUAUGUCAAAUCAUAAAACUUCUGUUGGACAAUUUCAUCUCUCUGCUCAAUAUAUAGGUAUCAUCAUAAUUGCUUGUAAAUUCCUCUUGUCAUGCUUGAUGAUACAGACUUGUAGAACAUUUGGAUAUGGAUUAAACACAAGAUCCUUAGAUAUUUUGAAAAAAUGGUUGGAUCGCCCUUCCAAGAAAAAGCCAGCAAGUGAAAGAAUGAUGUGGUUCAAAUUCUUGAAAGAGUGUUGUCAUCUCAAGUGUUCCAAUAAAACCAAAAAGUUGGAAUACACAUACAAGGAUAUUUAUAGAUUUUAGCUGUGUGUUUCUGAGGACCAGGAAAAACUUAUAUUUAUUUUAAAAUGUGUUUGAAUUUGUUUUGGUAAUGAAAUAGGAGUACAAAUAAAAUUCCCACCAGAAUAUUUGCUUUUUAGAGAUUUAGUUUUAAUUUUCUUCUAUUCUUUAAAAUGCAUUGAACAUCUCAUUAACACUUUAAUGAUGGGAACUUCAGUUGGUGUUUUAAUAAUUAAUAAAAUUUCAAAUUACUGUGUCAUUAUUGAUAAUUAAUCAAGAUUGAAAUUUGGAAUAUGAACACACAUUAUCAAAUAAUAAAAUUAAUUAUUAUUAUAAUAAUUUGUAAAAAUUUUAGCUGAAAUGCUUCUUGGUAUUUCUGUCAUUAAAGUGUUAAUAUACUCUGUAUUAAGUCAAAAUAUUCAAAGAAAUAUGAUUCCUUUAUGUUUAUUUUGAAUUUCACAUUAAAAAUUAAUCUUGAAUAUACAGUGAAGCAAUAUAAAAGAUGAGUUGGUUGGUUAAUAGCAUAUCAAUUUUAAAUAAAAUUUUGCUCAACAACUGUAUUGUGUAUUGAGCUGUUUUUAAACUGUUGUAUGUUACCAUCUAUAAAAGUGUGCUUAGUACUAGGGCCUAUCUCUUUUCUUUAAAAAUAUGAGUAGAAAGUUAUAGAUAACAAAUAUAAAUUUCUCUUCUUAAUCUGGUCCUCGAGAAUGGGAACUAUUUCAGAAAUGUAAUUUUGAUAGAUGCAUUUAAGAUUGAUUUGCAUUUGUUAUGUAUUAGCUGUGUGGCUGGAUUUAGUGUAAUUAUAUAAAAUCAAACUAUUUUUUCAAAUGGUUGCACAACUUAGCAAUUGUGAUGUGGUGAAAUAUAUUAAAGUUUAAAUAAGCUUACAUUAUUUAUAGAUUUGCACAAUGCAGAUUAAUAUAUCCGUCUCCUUAUUCCUGGUUUAUUAUAUAUGCAUUGUUUUUCUUUAAUAUCUGUUAAUUUUUUGCUUAUAGAGUGUUGCUACUGUGUAUUUUCUUGGGAAAAGCUUGAUAAAUCCAUAAAAUAACAUAGAAGCAUAUUACAAGUUUAGGAUAUAAUUUCUGUCUUUUAGGUGUUUCCAUGAUUAUACUGUAAUGUAAUUGACCUUGUAUUGAAAAAUCUAGAUUUGGAGGAAACUUUUACAAGAAGAUAAUUGUUAUUUCAAAAUCUAAUUUAAUUCAUUUGUAAUAUUUAUAUUUCAUAUAAUCUGGUAAUGUUCAAGAAGCUAUUUUGUGUGAUAAAAGUAAAUAUCUUAAUUUUACUACAAAAAUAUUGGGAAUAUCCCCCCCCCAAAAAAAGAAGUUCCCCCCCUCCAUGUAAGAAUGGUUUUGCAAUAUUUUCCACGAAAUCUUUUCCAUAAGUUGCACAUGCUCGGAAAGUUUACUCUAGUCUUACAUUUAAGUCAUGGUCAUUGAGUGCAAUAAAAUUCUGGAAGUCGUAUUUUGAUUCAGAAGUGAUAUACCGGUUUCUUUUUUUAAAUAUUCUAAUUUAGAAUUUCCAAAUACUGAACCAGUGACAACAGAUUUCUUUAAUUUUAUAGUAUCCAGUUUAUAAAUGUAUUUCAGUUGUUUUGAAAUAUUGCUGUAAAAAUAUGUAUUUAUAUUUGAAAUUUGUUUAAUAAAGAGGUUACUAGAAAAGUAUUUCCAUACUAAUCUCUCAAAUAUGUAUCAUAAGCAAUUUUCUAGACAAACAUUUACAUAUGAUACUUCAUCCUAUACAGAAAACAAGUAAUUUUAAAUUUGUCACAUUUGAGUUUCUUCAAAAUUGUCCAAAUUUUUAUUUAUUGUAGAAAAAGGAACACUAAAACUGUAAAUCAUAGUUCAUUGCCUUCAUCGGUUAAGUCUUUUGAGAAAAUGUCAACAGCAUGUGGUGUUCCCAGGUGAUCAAACUUUCAGAAAUAAGUAUUUUCUAAACAUAUUAUUUUUUGCUUGAGAGCUGUAUUUGAUAGUGUAUAUAACUUCAAUGUGUUUAGUUAGAAGUUUUAAUUUAUCAGUUUAUUUGAAUAUGAAUUUAAUUGAAUAAUAUUUAUCACCUGGAAUUUAGAUAAAUAAAUAAAUAAAAUUAUUGUAAGCAACACUGUUUAUGAAUGAUUUUUGCAUUCAGAUUAGGAUAAAUUAACUUAUGCUUUAUGAAACUCCCUGAAGAACAUCUGAAAAGUAAUUUUUAUUUGAAACUCUCUGUUUGGGAGAAGAAAUUUUAUUUAUGUAAAAAAAAUGUGAAUUCAGUUUGAGUAAAACUGUGUUAGAUUCUUUUUUUUUUUUUUUUUUUUUAUUUUUAAUUAAGGAAGUUAGAGUUCAAGACAAUCACUCAGCUGUUUUAAAUAAACUUUUCUGGCCUUUUUCCUUAUGGGUUUCGAUUCAUAUUGUUGAAAGAAUUAUUGCAUUUAUUCGUACAACCAACUUCUUGUCAUACCUGCUUUUAUUUUCUAGCUCUGCUUUCUAGAGAAAAUUAAAAUAUUCAUAUAAAAGUCCCUGAAUAGUAAAAUAUCUACCAUUCUACAUCUGUGUGUUGUUCACAUUCUUGUUACACUUUAUAUAAGGUAGGCUGUCUUUUUUUAAUAUUCAGCCUAUGAAAAGCAAACUUAGGUACUAAUUGUUCUUCCAAGUUUCUUAACUGUAAUUAGAUUAGAAAUACUUACCUUUUAUAAAUAUAUAUUCUAACUGUAAUUCUAAUUAGGAAUUGUAGUAUAAGAUGUAUAGUAUUUGAGCUGAUAUAUUUUACCUUUUAUGUAAAACAAAGAAAGAAUUUGCUUCAGCAUUUUUUUCUUAGAUAUACACUUCCGUUUAAAACUUAAAAAAUAAAUUAAUAGUUCCUUAGCAAGUAUAACUAUUUCUAUUUUAGCUGUAAAAUAUUUACAUUAUUUGUGCAAAUAUCAUGUUAGAAAUUUGUUUCAUAUAAAAAUGCAUUUCUAAUGCAGAUUUUAUUACUUAUAUUUAAGAAAAAUAUAUUGGUUCAGGGCAUAAUUCUGUGCAUUUUAUUUCUUUAUAAAAUGUUAAGCAUUUACUUUGUCAACUUUUAUAUAUCAAGCAUGUACAUUAGCAAUGGAACUCCAUGAAAUGCUGAGGAUUUUCUCAUAAAAAUUGCUUUAGUUUAAUGUCAAAUAGAUUAAAGUUUCUAAUGAAUGCUCUUUAUUCAAAGUUAGCCAGUCUUAUGAAAGACUGGCUCAUUAGGAAUUAUACUUGAAGUAGUGCUUUUACUUUAACAGUACAUCAAUUUUAUGCAUAAAAUGUGUAUAAGAUACUUUUAAAUUUUUUUGCUUAGCUUAUAUUUGCAAAUAUAUUCAAAUAGUUUGAAAUUUCAAGAUGUAAAAUGUAGAAUUGCUGAAAGCAAGAAAGCAUAAUUUUUUAGCAAGGUGUUUGAAAAAUGGUUUCUAAAUUUACUAAUAAACAGUUGACAUCUGUUUUUAUAUCACAGUUCUGUAAAUUUGAUAUACUAGUAAGGUAACUGGAUUACUUUUGCAGUACUUUUUUCACAAAAUUACACAAUAGAAAUAUUUUCUCUUUCAUUACAAUCCUCUCUUCAUUCCAUACAUUUCAUGUAAAUCUUCCAAUAUUGGAAACAAUGUUGCAGGUCAUUUUCCAAUAAUUUCUUCAUUCAUUAUUUUAUCCUUCAUCAGUAUAUCGAAAUUUCGUUUCAUUUAAUAUAGACUUUUGGAAACAGAAAAAAAUCACAUGGAGGACCAUAGAGAAGUCUGAGAACUUGUGCUUAGCCAUAAAUGAACAGACAGGUGCUUUCCAUAGUGAAGAGACUUGAGUUCUUCACACAUCGGGGUAUUUUCUGUUUGUAUGUUCAUGAUGACUUAUUCAUAUCUCCAUGUAGUAGACUUGGGUUACUGACUUUCUAGUAUCCAUUUCAUGGGAGCAAUUCUUGGAUAUCAAGAAAAUAAUCAUCGUUACUUUAGCUGGAUUUACUUUGAUAAGCGCUCUUAGCUUUUGCUAAAGAGGAAAUUUUGUGCUACUUGGGUUCAUGUUUAGUUUCAGAUUCAUACAGAAAAACCAAUGAUUCAUCAUGGGUUGUAACAUGUUUUAAAAGAUUUGGGUCACUUCUAGUGUUUUGAAAAAUAUUAGUACAAAUGUUCACUCAAAUUUCCUUCUGUUUAAAUGUCUGGAUUCUCUCAACUA